This is a messenger RNA of Arthroderma uncinatum, 2028 nucleotides long. RefSeq lists its product as uncharacterized. Bases 1 to 2028 code for a protein of 675 amino acids. Gene Ontology annotation, molecular function: peptidyl-proline dioxygenase activity; iron ion binding; L-ascorbic acid binding. NCBI's taxonomy places the organism in Eukaryota, Fungi, Ascomycota, Eurotiomycetes, Onygenales, Arthrodermataceae. The transcript is spliced from 2 exons. Gene Ontology annotation, cellular component: cytoplasm. Gene Ontology annotation, biological process: peptidyl-proline hydroxylation; regulation of translational termination. The record is from RefSeq and is a predicted model, not a curated record.
AUGAAACGUAAGGCGAGUUCGGGGCCGCAAGGCCUAUCCGAAAAUGACAAUCAACUUGCAAAGAAACGGGCGCUUUCAAUCCAAGCGAUAGCUCCCUCAUUUGAAGAGGGCCUAUUGGAGAAGGAUACCCUCGAGAAGUACAAAGAAGCUUAUGCGAAAUCAGGCCCUUAUAAACAUGGCGUUAUCUCCCCGCUUUUCAACCAGGACCUCCUCCGCUCCGUUCGCAACGAGAUUCAAGAACACAUCUCAUUCACGGAGAAAGAGACGGACAUCUACAAGAUAUUCCAAUCGGGAGACUUGGCGAACUUGGAUGGGCUAGAUGAUGAAUCGCUCUCCAGGCUACCAUCUCUACUGAAGCUUAGGAACGCUUUAUACUCCGGUCCCUUCAGGGAGUAUUUAUCUGAAGUUACCGGUGCCGGAAAAUUGAGUGGUAGCAAGACUGAUAUGGCUGUCAAUGUUUACACCGGUGGAUGCCACCUGCUGUGCCAUGACGACGUUAUUGGAAGUCGACGUGUUAGCUAUAUCCUCUACCUAACUGACCCGGAUGUCCCUUGGAAGCCAGAGUGGGGUGGAGCUUUGCGAUUGUAUCCAACCACGACUAAAACCGAUGCCAAUGGGGAGGAAGUCAAAGUCCCACAGCCAGAUUAUACUGUUUCCAUUCCACCAGCUUUUAACCAGCUGAGCUUCUUUGCGGUGCAGCCUGGAGAAAGCUUCCACGAUGUGGAAGAAGUGUAUCACAUGGAAGCCAAGGGCAGCGAAAAGGAAAUCAAAGAAAGAGUACGCAUGGCAAUCAGUGGCUGGUUCCAUAUCCCACAGGAGGGCGAAGACGGGUACGAAGCAGGUCUGGCAGAGAAACUUGCCGAGCGAAGUAGUCUCCAGCAACUUCAGGGUGAAGGGGACGAAUUUGACCGACCUCAACCACAAUUCGUACCUUAUAAUCAAGCAGGAGAUGAGGACGUGUCUUCUAAAGGCAAAGACGCUGCCAAGGCAGGCGAUGAGGACGACGAUGAUGAAGAGUUCAACGACAAGGACCUUGACUUCUUACUAAAGUACAUCUCACCAUCGUACUUAACCCCUGACGUAGCAAGUCAACUCAACGAGAUCUUUGACAAUGAACGAAUCGUCAGACUAGAAAAGGUCCUCUCGGAUAAGUUUACUCCCCGUCUCCGUUCCUAUAUUGAGGACCAGGAGCAGGAUAAGAACGCACUUCCUACUUCUGCUGAAGAAAUUGAGCAAAAGACAGAUUGGAAGGUGAGCCGGCCGCCACACAAACAUCGAUAUUUGUACCAGCAAGCGUCUCUAGAAAAGAGCCAAGAUGCCCAAAAAACAAAAACGCCGAUUCAAGAGUUGCUAGAGGAUCUGUUGCCGUCACGCGCAUUUAAGAAAUGGCUCUCCGUCGUCACUGGGCUAGAUGAUCUUAUAGGCCACAAUUUGCUUGCUCGCAGAUUUAGACGUGGAGAGGAUUAUACCCUGGCCAGCGGAUAUGAAGGUGAAUCUCCCAGACUCGAAUUCACCAUUGGUCUCACACCCACGUCCGGAUGGGAGAAGGAAGAAGACGACGAAGAGGAAACAGAAGCCGCUGCCAGGUCAAAGAGCUCAGGCUCGGGCUCCAAGGUUGCAAAUACCAAAAAUCAGGAAACGGAAGCCAAGGCAGAGACUGGCGCAGAAGAGGAUUUAUCCGUUGGCGGAUAUGAAAUCUACAUGGCAGGUGACGAUGAUGAUGACGAUGAUGAGGCCGGCAAAGAGGCUGAGCAAGUUCUCGGCUCCACGGGAAGCAAAUCAAAAGUGAAUAAAUCAAAAGCCGAUCCAGCCAUCUACAAGUCCUCGACCAAUGACGAAGACGACGGAAUUCUGUUCAGCAUGGCGGCUGGCUGGAAUCGCAUGAGCAUUGUGCUACGAGACCAGGGCCCGCUCAAGUUUGUGAAAUAUGUCAGUCGUGCAGCCAAGGGUGGUCGGUGGGAUGUUACUGGGGAGAUUGAUGUUCAGUAUGACGAGGAUGAGGAUGAGGAGGAUGGUGGUGAUGAGUGA